Mesorhabditis belari is the source of this 1023-nucleotide messenger RNA. Lineage: Eukaryota; Metazoa; Nematoda; Chromadorea; Rhabditida; Rhabditidae. The record is from the annotation of a GenBank genome assembly.
AUGAUUGUCACAAUGAUACCCACCAGAAACUCAAUUCGAGACCUAGUUUUCUCUGUUGCCAAAUAUUCGGAGUUUAUUGGCGUCGUGCUGACCGCUGUGAUAUUCGUCGUUCUCUUCAACUGUCCCAUCUGGCUUGCCCUGGUGAUCAUCGAAAAUGAGUGGAGUUUUGCCGCAAUUGAUCCAAGUGAUCCCAAAGAGUUUUGGUAUCAGAUUAUUGCUAUAUAUCACUCGUCGAAGCUCACGCUACUCAUAUUAUGCUCUUUAAUGGCUUUGGUUGCUGUUUAUUUCUCCACACAAAACAACCGGCUUUCGACUGGAAUACGUAUGCUGGUUGUCGCUGAGCAUUCAAUGUGGAUUUUCUUCUGUAUUUGUGUCUUGUACGUUGACGGGUGUGCUGGCACUGUUUUUAGCUCAAUUCAGUGUACAAGCAAUUUCACGACAACUUUGGCAAAUGAUAUAUCGUUUUCUUUGAACUAUGUUGUCGAUUUUGCUAGAUACUGUCAGUUUGGUAUCUCAUUGAGUCGUUUCCUGGCUGUUUCCUUUGACGGUUUCUACUUUCAGUACACUUUAAAAAAGCCAUUACUUCAAUUGGUCUCUCCUUUUAUUUUGCGUAUCAUUCUUGGUUUGAUUUAUCAAUUUGCUUCACCCGCUUUGCAAGAUUUUAUCGACAGAAAUCUUUUGUGUUUCCCGUUUAUGCUCACCUAUUCUCUCGAUAUUUUCACAAAUCGAAAGAUGAAAAUCUUGGGCCAAAGUGGGAAAGUCUCGCACGUCGAUGUACUGCUUUUGAAACAGAUGCUAUCGAGUACUAUUCUAAACGUGACCGAGGUGUGCUUUAUUGUGAUAUUCCAAUUGAGUGCUCUUCUCUUCUUCGUUCCUUCAGUCUAUGAUCCCAAUGAUCAUUCGGUUCCAUUCAUCAUGUACAUUUUUGUUGGGUUCAGCUUUUUAACGAGCACAACGACAGCCCAUUUCCUUCGAAAACGUCAAGAUGAGGCGCCAUCGAGAGAAGUUCGAACGGCAACUAGU